CAUACUGAAGCGAUCCAGUCAGUCUCGCCCCUCCGCUCCCAGCAGCAUCAUCGUCGUCCCCGCCGGGUCCGGGUGGCAGAGAGGAGAGGAUGGUCCAGUGGAAAAGCAGCCGGGGACGCCAAUGACAGUGACAAGAUAAUGGCUCUCGAUUUACUCUCGAAGUCCCCGAGUGUACGACGAGUGACCCAGUGAAACGACCGUGGCAGGAAAAACACUGAAUCAUGUUGCUCUAAGUUGUGACCUGUGGUGAACGGGGAGGAGGAGGAAGAGGAGGAGGAAGGAGGCGCAGGCAGGCAGGCAGUCAGGCAGGCAGAGGGGCAUCUGCCACAGCUCCUUUAAGGCGGCCCUUUGCAAGCUUGAAGCCAUGGGCAACACAGCCACCAAGUUCCGCAAGGCCCUGGUGGGUGGUGACGAGGCCCUGGCAUGGCAGCUGUAUGAGGGCAACCCUCAGUUCAGGGAAGGCCUGGACCCGAAUGCAUCGUACGGAGAGCAGUACCAGCACAACACGGCCCUACACUACGUCUGUCGCCACGCCAUGACACGUCUGCUCAGGUCCUUCCUGUUCAGUAAAGAGGGGAACCCCAACAAGCGCAAUGUGCACAACGAGACGUGCCUCCACGUGCUGUGCCAAGGCCCGCAGAUCCUGUUGCUACCAGAGGGAGCACUGUCGCCACGACUGGCCCGACCCCAGAGGGACGAGCAGCGUCGUGCCGACUGUCUGCAGAUGAUCCUGAGCUGGACCGGUGCCAGGCUGGAGGGAGGCCAGUACGAGAAGGCCAAUGUCAACGCCACCGACAAUCACCACAGCACCUGUCUGCACUAUGCCGCCGCUGCCGGCAUGAAGAGCUGUGUGGAGCUGCUAAUCCAGAGUGAUGCAGACCUUUUUGUGGAGGAUGAGGACAAGUUGACGCCAUGUGACCAUGCCGAGCGGCACCACCACACCGAGCUGGCCCUCAGCCUGGAGUCACAGAUGGUUUUCUCCUCCUCUUCAGCUCAGCAGUCAAACACAGACGCACAUGGUGAAACCAACCUGCUGCAAUACAAGGAGCCUUAUGAGGGACUGAAGCUUCAGGACCUGCGCAGGCUGAAAGACAUGCUGAUCGUGGAGACGGCAGACAUGCUGCAGCCCCUCUUCACUGCUGAGGCCCUGCUCCGAGCACAUGACUGGGACAGAGAAAAACUUCUAGAAGCCUGGAUGUCAGACGCUGAGGGUUGCUGCCAGCGCUCAGGUGUGACCAUGCCCACCCCACCACCCAGCGGGUACAAUGCCUGGGACACCCUGCCCUCACCUCGCACCCCCAGGACCCCACGCUCUCCACUCACACUCACCCUCACCUCCCCGACCGACAGCUGCCUCACACCUGGAGAGGAGAGCCUGGCUUCGUGUGGGAUCUGUCUCUGCUCUAUCUCAGUGUUUGAGGAUCCAGUGGAUGUGUCCUGUGGACACGAGUUCUGCAGAGCAUGCUGGGAAGGGUUCCUCAAUGUUAAGAUUCAGGAGGGUGACGCACACAAUAUCUUCUGCCCGGCCUAUGAGUGCUACCAGUUGGUGCCGGUGCAUGUGAUAGAAAGUGUAGUUUCCAGGGAGAUGGACCAGCGAUAUCUACAGUUUGACAUCAAGGCAUUUGUGGAGAACAAUCCUGCCAUCCGAUGGUGUCCUGCAGCACGUUGUGAGCGGGCUGUGCGGCUCACCCGACCCGGCCCCGGGGACAGCGACCCACACAGUUUCCCCCUGCUGCCCUCCCCAGCUGUCGAUUGUGGCAAGGGUCACCUCUUCUGCUGGGAGUGCCUGGGUGAAGCCCAUGAGCCAUGUGACUGUCAGAUGUGGAGGAACUGGCUCCAGAAAGUUACAGAAAUGAAGCCUGAGGAGUUGGCAGGUGUGAGUGAGGCCUAUGAGGAUGCUGCUAACUGCCUGUGGCUGUUGACCAACUCAAAACCGUGUGCCAACUGCAAGUCACCCAUUCAGAAGAAUGAGGGCUGCAACCAUAUGCAGUGUGCCAAGUGCAAGUAUGACUUCUGUUGGAUAUGUCUGGAGGAGUGGAAGAAGCACAGCUCAUCAACAGGAGGCUACUAUCGCUGUACUCGCUAUGAGGUCAUCCAACAGCUCGAGGAGCAGUCCAAGGAGAUGACUGUGGAGGCAGAAAAGAAGCACAAAAGUUUUCAGGAGCUGGAUCGUUUCAUGCACUAUUAUACUCGCUUCAAGAACCAUGAACACAGUUAUAAGUUGGAGCAGAAAUUGCUCAAAACAGCCAAAGAGAAAAUGGAGCAGCUAAGCAGAGCCUUCAUUUGCCGUGAAGGAACUCCUCCAGACACGCGGUUCAUUGAAGACGGUGUGAGUGAGCUGCUGAAGACGCGACGGGUCCUGAAGUGCUCUUACCCAUACGGCUUCUUCCUGCAGCCAGGCAGCACCCAGAAGGAGAUAUUUGAGCUCAUGCAGACGGACCUGGAGAUGGUUGUGGAGGAUCUGGCCCAGAAGGUUAACCGACCGUACCUUAGGACUCCCUGCCACAAGAUAAUCAGUGCAGCACGUCUGGUGCAGCAGAAGAGGCAAGAAUUCCUGGCAUCAGUGGCCCGAGGCGUCGCGCCCAACGAUUCUCCUGAUCCCCCCCGCAGGAAUUACCCUGGAGGAUCAUGGGACUGGGAGUACCUUGGCUUUGCCUCCCCUGAGAUGGGGAGUCGUCACUCUGUACUGGGAGCAGGAGAUCAAAGAGAGAGACAGUCACAGGAUUAUGCUGACAUCCAGUACCGUCGUAGACACAGACCACGGCGCAGAGGAGACAUGCUGAGUCUGCACAACCUGAGAAGCAGCAGCAACACACCAGAGACCAGUAGGAGGAGUGACAACACAGAAAACCCAGAGAGAAGUGAGGGCCGCAGGAGAGUGAUGGGUUUGCUGGAUGAAGAUGAUCCAAACAUCCUGCUGGCCAUCCAGCUGUCCCUUCAGGAGUCUCGCAGAGAGCGCAGCCAGGAGGGAGGCCCAGAGGGAGGGACGGAGGGGAGAGUGGAGCUGGAUUGUGGACUGGAUAGAGGACCGGAGAGGAUGCGGCGACACUCGGAGGACCUGGGUGAUGUUGCUUUGCAGUCUCUCAACACAGACGGUCCUCCAGGAGCCAGAGGCUCCUCCUUCCCCACUUCUCUCCUGGAUCCUCCUCGCCCCCCUAACAGGACAGACUCCACCUCUCAGCCUCCCAUGUCAAUCUCCCACCCCCUCCCUCCCCCUCCUCCCUCCCUCAGUGCAGAGCUGCUGGAGCUGGGAGACAGCCUUAUGAAACUGGGAAACAUAACCACUCCUUAUGACCUAGACACACACACACAGGAGCAGCUCUGCUCUCACCACACAUACAACCACAGUACCCUCAACGCUCCCUACACCAUUGAACCUGCUUACAGCGACUGCAGCCAUAGACCGGACCAGAAUGCACUGACCACUUCAUAUGUGAUUGACCAUAUCACCAUUACAGAUCCCAGUUACUGCCACUCCAGUGGUUAUUUGGCUGAGGCUGAACACACUAUCUCUUGCUCACUUGAACGCACCCAUAACCCGCCCCAUCCUAGUACAUGUAACCGGGAACACGCAGUCACAUAUGACAGCACCCCAAAACCAGACAGCUCCUACAACCCCUGCCCCGAACACAGUAGCUCUUACACUCAGGAGCGUCCUGCCGCCUACACUCUUGAACGCCCACCCAAAUCAGACCCCCAGCCCCCUGCCCAGUUGUGCCUCCCGUCUCCAGAGCUUGAGACGGAGCUGCUGCUUUCACCGGUGAUCCCCCCGGGGGGCCCUUUCACCCCCAGUGACCCUCAGAGUCUGGAGCCCCUGGACCCGACAGCCAGUGCUCAGCUGCUGGACAACAUCAUGGCCUGGUUUAACAACAACAUCAACCCCCAGAACAACCCCCAGAGCCUGGCCCUCAUCCCCUCCCCGCCCACCACAGAAACUGACUCCUCCCCUGACACACACACUGAGACUGAGUCGGAGAGCCAGACCUCCAGGGACGUGACCCCGGCCCUUAUCUGGCAGCCCCUGGAGGGCGAGCCAGAAGCAGACAGAGGGUCGGCGAGUCCCUGUCUAGGUGCAGAGGGCCUGCAGAUGCCGAGGCCCAGCACUCUGGAGCUAGAAAGCAGAGAGAAUUGCGGGGAGGGUGUGGUCGCAGGGUGUGUGUCUGACCUGUCGCUGGACGAAGCGCGCACACACCCGUGUUCACACUCCCAACGUGGAAACAGUCCCGCACACACUGCCCCAGCCACAGAGACAGACUUGGACCUCAUCCUUCAGUUAGAGGGAGACCAAUCACCUGAGGAGUGGGAGGAACAAGUACACCUGGUGUGACAGCGACAGAACGAUGUGGAGAGAGAACGUUAAGCCAAGUACAGGAAGAGAGAUGAAAGUGAAAGAAAUCAAAGACUGGGAAAACUAGAAAGAGAAAAAAUAUAAGAUAUAACGGUCAAGCCUCAAUGAAAGAUGUAUGUCUUUGGAGUGCUUACUGUAUGUAUUAUACUGUAUCUAGAGAGGACAUAAAACCCUGGGGACUUUGUCCAGUAACGAUGAUGUCAUGCACAGGUAGAUUUUUUUUUU
This is a messenger RNA of Anoplopoma fimbria (sablefish), 4573 nucleotides long. Its product is annotated as ankyrin repeat and IBR domain-containing protein 1-like. The record is from RefSeq and is a predicted model, not a curated record. Gene Ontology annotation, cellular component: cytoplasm; ubiquitin ligase complex. Gene Ontology annotation, molecular function: ubiquitin protein ligase activity; zinc ion binding; ubiquitin conjugating enzyme binding. Lineage: Eukaryota; Metazoa; Chordata; Actinopteri; Perciformes; Anoplopomatidae. Gene Ontology annotation, biological process: ubiquitin-dependent protein catabolic process; protein polyubiquitination; positive regulation of proteasomal ubiquitin-dependent protein catabolic process.